Molecule: messenger RNA, 4395 nt
Organism: Bathycoccus prasinos
Lineage: Eukaryota; Viridiplantae; Chlorophyta; Mamiellophyceae; Mamiellales; Bathycoccaceae
Product: set domain protein
Exons: 1
Coding region: 1-4395 (1464 amino acids)
Biological process (GO): regulation of transcription by RNA polymerase II
Source: RefSeq, a predicted model, not a curated record
AUGGAGGAGAAACGCGACGUUCCGAUCGAAUUCCGCUUGGACGCGCUGGAAGAAGAGCUCUUCCGCCUCCACGAGGACGUUCUGGAAGCAGAAAAUGUUUCUUGGUUACCGAGAGGGCAUCACGCGCAACAACUGCUUUCGGAAUACAACAAUGGGUUCGGGAUGAUGAUGAUGAUGAUGAUGCAACAACGAGAACAACAACAAAAACGUAAACGAGAUGACGAUGGAGGAGAUUUGAAGGAUGACGACGAUGCUUCUCAUCAUCAUCAUCGCAGUAGACAUGGUCGAGAGAAGGAGAGUAAUGGGAGGAAUUUUUAUCAUCAUCGCGGAGAAGGAGGAGCGGCGACGUUGGCGUUGCAACGUGCGCCGUACACGCUCGCGGAAGCGCACGGCGUCGACGAGAUGGAGAAGAAAGCCUCGGCGAGAAGUAGUCAACCUUCGUCUUCUUUUCCAGCUAAGAAGAAGAGCGGGGGUAGUUUUAAGAGUAAAAAGAAGAGUUUCGGGAGCUUUGGCAACUUGGCCGGCGCGGCGGGCGGCGGGAAAAGUUUUCAAGGAGGAGGAGGGAAGAAGAAGAGCGCUUUGAAGCAACACAAAGGAGGCGCGCCGACGAUGCUGACGAAAACGAAGACGUCCUCGUGGUGGAGGUGGGCGGAGGAAGUGUUUCGGAGGGUCGGAGCGAACGAUGUGGCGAGAGUGUUGCCGACGAAGAACUGGAGAGACGACCAGGCGUUGAAGAUACCGCCAAUUGGGAAUAGGAACGGGAUGAUGAUUUUUGACUACGACAAUGGCAACAACAACGAGGAGGGGGUGAGCGAAGAGGAACGGUUGAGGAGAGCGGCGGCAGGAGCCGCGGCGACGACGAGUGGCCAACAACUCCCACUCCAACACCAGCAAGCGCCGGCGCUGGGUGCGGCGCCUUUACUGCUUUUACAGUCGCCUUUUGACGCGUUCAAACCGCUAGGGGAAGAAGCGACGAGAGCGACGCAGUCGUUUGACUGUUUGCAAAGCGACGAAAUUCGAGAGUUGUGUUUUGCGUUUUUAGCCAUGUCGAGAGAAAUAGGAAGUUUGUUGCGGAAAGAAAGCGACGACGAAGAAGACGACGAAGAUGACGAUGAAGAUAAAGAGGACGAGGACAUCGCCGCGUCGUUUUUGGAAGAUAUUUUCAACGGCGACAAACAAGCGCGCGAUAGAUGGAUGAAAGCGCCCGCAAAGAAAGUCGCCUCGAGGAGUAGCUCGAGGACAAAGUUAGCGUUAGCCGCGCAAGAAGAGGAGAAGGAGCUGACCGAGGACGAUUUAAUCGUCAUGCGUGCGCGGAUAUGGUUAUCGGAGAUUGUGGUAAAAAUUGUCGAAAGACGAAAACAAGCCAUCGAGAACCACGGGAGGAAAUUUGAUAAAGAUGUGGUCGUGGUGAAGGAUACGAACAACGCGGGUGUUGGGUACGGAGCUAAUGCGAAGUUGAUGGGCGCGACCGUAACGAAGAAACGCAAAGGCACGGCUGCGAAGAAAGGCAAGAAGAGCGCGUGGACGACGAAAGCGAAACAAUUGAAGCAACAAGAAGAAGAAAAACAGCAACAAGAACAACUGUUGCUUCUGCAACAACAAGAAGCGCAAAUAAAGUUGGAGGAAGCGGAGAAAGCGAAUGCGCGUGGGAUGAGUGGAUCUUCUUUCAUGGAAACGAAAGAAGAAAUACUCGCAAAGAAGGUACAACUCGAGAAUCGCAUUCGGGCGACGUUUGGCGCAUCCGGCGAUCACGACGCGGUGGAGCGCAUAGCUCUGGGCGAAGCCGCGCACCCGCACACUCUGCAACUCAUGCAAACGGCAUUCACAACGCCCGAGUUUACCGCAACCAUAGAAAAGGAAGAAGAGACGCCCUCGAGACAACGAAAGAUACCGGCGGGAAGAAGAGGAGCUAAAGGAAAUAAGAGCGCGUCGAAGAGAGCGAAAGCGUGCGCUUUGUGCGAAAAAGGCUCGGAUCACGCCAAGGCAACUUGUGGGACGGAUGAGGCGCAGUUUCGGUGUGAGAAGUUGCGCGAACGCAUCAAAGAUGAAAUUAUGGAGAAGAAGCGGAAGGCAGAAGAGGCGCUCGAGGAUGUCGCAGCGGAAUGCGCGGAAGAAAUGAAAGAGAAAAAGUCCGCCUCGAAAACGAAGAAGCGGAAGAACGAGAAAACGCCGGCGCGAAAAGGAAGGAGUCACGAAGAGACGACGACGCCGAAAGUCAACAAAACCCUCAAAUCACCAUUCUCGCCCGAUACCAACGGUAAAGUCAAGUUUCCGUCUUUAGCCGUCGUUCCGAUGCAAAGAUACGGAGGUGAUGAUGAAGAUAAAAGCAAAAGCGACGAAGAGGACGAUCCGACGGCUAAAGAUGCGAAGGACGAGUUGAAGCGUUUACAAAAGUAUUUUUCAAACAACCCAGAGUUGGUUUCGUGCGCUCCGUGCGAUGACGUCGAGAACGAGUUGCUCACGUGCCAAUACGAGCUUCUGUAUCAAAUCAACGCCAAUCGAUCAAACUUGACGAAAUUCUUCCAAGAAAUUACCGGCAAGAUUGAAGAAGAGGCGACGUGGUUUGAGAACAGAUACGUUGGCAUCAGCGAAGCGAAUGCGUUCGUCAACACCAUCCGCGAAGCACGGAGGAAGGAAAAGAGGGAGAAGCGCGCGAGAGAUCAACAGCAAGCGUUUGAAAAAGCCGCCGCAGCAGCGGAAGAGUCCAAACGCCAAGCGUUUCGCCGCCAUCUCGGGGAACAGGUUGCGGCAGCGACCGGUAAUCCGGACGUGAAUCCGGAUCAACUCGUGAUUCCUGAAAUGCCGGAUGAAUCGGCGAACGUUUCUCGCCCGCGGCGCGGCGUCGCUUUGGCCAACGCCGCGUUACAAGUGUUAGGAUUGAGAGGUAAAGUUGCCGGCUUCUUCGGAACGAGUCCGAAAGCGAACGCGUUGGAGUCGAAACAGUCUUCGUUUACGGAGCGAUCGUUAGAUAAGAACGCCGAUCAUCAAAAUAACAAAGGUAUUGCUAUCGGAACCGUCGACGCGAGAAAUUUGUUCCAACUUCUCGAUCCUUUACACGCCUCUACGAGUCGAACUGUUUUGGACGUGUGCAACGUCUGCGCGAACUCGUGUUGUCCCGCGAAAGUAGUCAAGGAUAAAACAAUCUACCGGUGUCUCGGAUGCGACGUUACGGUGCACGACGAGUGUUACGGUGUUUUAUCCGAGAAGAACGAAAAGCACAAAUCUUUCGUCUGCGACGUGUGUGCGCACAAUCACGGGAGCGGCUACGGAUCUUGGCCGGAUGCGCAAAAACGCACGGCACAUUCGCCUUUGUUAACUUCCGCCGACGAGAAAUUACGAGCACAGGGGAAAAGCGUUUCGUGUAUUUUGUGUCCCGCGAAACUUGGCGCCAUGAAGAAAGCAUCCCUCACGCUUCCAGUUUCGCAGAGAGCCAAUCAACAGAAUUCGACAACGACGGCGUGGGUCCACGUGUCGUGCGCGGAAUUAGUCCGAGGCGCGACGACGAACCCGUUCGCCGAUUCCGUAGAGAUUAAUCCAACCGUUUUUGGUGGAACUAUUCACUUCUCCGGAACGCCGACCAAUAGAGCCGCCGCUCAAACUGUCGCUGUCGCGCAACCGCCGCAAAUCGAUACGCCUAUCCUGUCAAAUUCGUGCACGCUUUGUUAUUCGCGAAGAGGCGGAUGCGCUGCGACGUGCGCGUUUGGUAGUUGUCGCGCGCGGUUCCACUUGUGCUGCGCGAGAGCUGCUGGUUGGCACGCCCGUUUCUCCGACGGCAGCACUUCUUCCAAAAGACAACCGAGGGCGUAUUGCGACCGGCACUCGCCCAUCCAAAGAGAAAAAGACGAAAGCAAAGGCGUCCAAGUUGCCAAGUUGUCGCUCACGGAUAACGAAAAUGAGGUCAUGGUUCAAACCGUUCGCGCGUCUGCGGAUGGGAAACGCGGGAAAGUUUCCAUGCUUAGCGCGUUGAGAGCUAUGCAGAGAUCCAUGCGUCUCGAAUGCGAAUCUGCUCACAAUCAAGGCGGCGGCGGUGUUGUUACCGCCAACGCUCUCGGUCUCGGCGUCGGAACCACCUCCAACUCCGCCGGAUUACUCCAACACCAGAGCAGCUACAGCAGCGACGCAUCUUUCCUCGACGGUAUCCUCCCAAACAAACUCCCCCCGACGUCAAACCCGGACUUAUCCCACCCGGGAUCAAACGGCGGGACUCCCAAAAAAGCGCGAUCCACCGCGUACGCUCGAGGCGCGAGUCGAGGUAAACGCGGCUCCGUCCGCGCGUCCAGAAAUGGAAGUCGAGCUCCAGCUACCGCGCUCAUGAGUGACGAAGAAGCAAUUCGGGCGAACAGCACGUUGCCGGAAGGUUGGGCGUACGUUCCGAGAGAGACUUUAGAUAAGUAG